AUGGCGCGACGCAAACGAAGCCCAGCCGAUCUUGAAACGCACCGCCUGAAGAACCGCGAAUGCAUGCGUAAAGCGAGACAACGUAGACGUCAGGAGCUACAGGAGAUGCAAACCACGCUGUCAGUACUCGAGAAACAGUACGCAGAGCUGUCCCAACGCUCAGCCAACAAAGCAAAGAACUCAGAUGCUGAGCUGCCUAAAACGUGUCGAGAUCGAAUGUAUGCCGAAGUGGUUGCGUUAGCUAAGCGACUAGGAGCUGAAAACCUUUACCUGCAGACCAUGCUGAAGCAAAAAAUUACGUGGGAACACCAGUUACAACGCGCGGUGGACUUCGAAAUGAGCGAUAUAUUUACAACAACAACACGUGUCCAGAGCAGCGCAAGACAGUUAAAUCUAGACAUACUAACGGAAGACCAGGCCGAGAAAGAACUUGGAUUCCGUCGCUUGACCGACUGGGACCUUACGCGGAUUAUCUUGGACAAUAAGCGCGACACCCGUCACGUCGAAAAUCUUCUACUCCAGACGGCGGGCAGCACACGUUCCCACCGCAUGCAAGCUUUUGGCUGGGAUAUUAUACAGCGGAUCGAGGGCGGUGUGAUGGAGUUCGUAUUCACGAAGAAAUUUUCAGGGCUUAAUGUCCACGAAAUCUUGCAGACAACGUUAGCGAAUGACUUGGAACUUGAGCUUUUGAGGAAGGUCAGAGGGGAGACACUUCGCCUGCAAGUCAUUCAGCAAAUGGGUCCAAACGCUUUUGUGUUCGUACACGACGUGUCCUCCACAGGCGAUAUUAACAUUUUUCGGUCGGUUGUCGCUCGAUUCCUAAUUGAGGAUACUAGAGAAGUUCCACUCAACACCAGUGGUGUAGUAACUGGUACAGGCUACAUCUUGGGGACUCACAGUGUGGUUACUGACAAAGCGCAGCAUCUGUCCGUAGAAGAAUUGUCUGGAAAGCUCGCAUGGGCCGAUGUAGCUCUAUCCAUCGGAAUAUACGACGUCGUUGACUCGAUAACAGGCGAGACCAACCAAUACGUGCGUUGGGCUGGUCGCCAUGAUUAUUGCAGCGAGGAACACGCUCUGCAGAAUGCAUCUGAUACUCUGCAGUGCAUGCUGCGCUGGGAGAUGUCAGUGAUCGCACCGGCACUUAAUCUGGUCUCGAUUAGCUGCACUUAA
Messenger RNA from Phytophthora nicotianae INRA-310, 1170 nucleotides. RefSeq lists its product as hypothetical. The coding region runs from base 1 to 1170 and encodes 389 amino acids. NCBI's taxonomy places the organism in Eukaryota, Oomycota, Peronosporomycetes, Peronosporales, Peronosporaceae. The record is from RefSeq and is a predicted model, not a curated record. The transcript has a single exon.